Molecule: messenger RNA, 610 nt
Organism: Durio zibethinus
Lineage: Eukaryota; Viridiplantae; Streptophyta; Magnoliopsida; Malvales; Malvaceae
Product: small ribosomal subunit protein eS30z/eS30y/eS30x
Biological process (GO): translation
Cellular component (GO): cytosolic small ribosomal subunit; ribosome
Molecular function (GO): structural constituent of ribosome
Source: RefSeq, a predicted model, not a curated record
AAACCCUAAGCCUCGUGUUGCUGAUUUCGUGCUCACCGCUGGAAGCGAACCAAAGAGGUAAACAACCAGCAGCUCAGCAACCAAAGAGCAGUCUUUUGACCAUCCGACAUGGGUAAGGUUCACGGAUCUUUAGCUCGUGCCGGUAAGGUUAGAGGCCAAACUCCUAAAGUGGCAAAGCAAGACAAGAAGAAGAAGCCCCGCGGCCGCGCUUACAAGAGGAUGCAGUACAACCGCCGUUUUGUUACCGCAGUGGUUGGAUUUGGCAAAAAGAGGGGACCUAACUCAUCUGAGAAGUAAGAGCUAUGUAGUUGGUUGAAGCUUUGAUGGAUUAAGUCUUUAAUUUUCUUUUUGUAAUGUUUUAUGAUACUUAUAUUUAGCUACUGGUAUCAAGGAUUGAGUUGAACUUUAAUUUUGUUUUAGGGAUGAUGUGAUUUUGUUAUCAAUUAUCUUACUUUUUGGUUUAUCAUGGUUUUCGUUUCUGCUUCGUCCUUGCUAAAUUAAUGUCAUUUCAUUGUUGAAAGUACAUCUUUGUAGUCAUGAGGAGAGAAAGGAUUGAAAAUAUUACUAUUAGAUAACGUUAAAAUAACAUAAUGAAUGAGUCAUUGUGGUU